GAAGAUGGAGCUUCGGAGUUCAUGGAUGCUACUAGCUCUAACGGCGACGGCGAUGAUUGUUACGGCCGUCACGGCAGAGCACAACAAGUCGGGAGGUCUAUACUGGUCAACGGCGGAGGAGGAGGCUCAGGCUCAGCUCCAGCCUAGGGUUGACGAUUCCGCCGUGGGCGCCGACUUCGACGCCGACGGAGGCUUCUCGUCGCUCGAUUCGAUGCUGCAGUGGGCGCUGGGACACUCCGAUCCCGAUCAAUUGAAAGAGGCGGCGAAAGAGGUGCAGGGGCUGAGCCAUUCGGACCUGAACAAGAAGCGGCUGGAGAUCAAGCAGCUGAUGGAGGACCUCAAGACGCCGUCGGAUGCUCAGCUGAUGAAGGUGGCGAUACUCGACCUGAAGAACUCGUCGCUGCCGCUCGAAGAUCGCCACCGCGCCCUCGAGGAGCUGCUGGAGCUUGUGGAACCGAUUGACAAUGCCAACGAUUUGAACAAGCUUGGAGGAUUUACUGUGGUGACAGUAGAGCUGGAUCAUUCGGAUUCCGAGACGAGGAAAAUGGCGGCGUGGAUUAUUGGGAAGGCUAGUCAGAACAAUCCACUAGUUCAAAAGCAGGUUUUGGAACUCGGGGCGCUGACUAAGCUAAUGGAUAUGGUAAAAUCGAGCUUUGUGGAAGAGGCCAUUAAGGCAAUGUAUGCUGUUUCGGCCUUGCUGAGGAAUAAUAUAGAUGGCCAGGAAAUGUUCUAUCUGGAAGAUGGGGAUAAAUUGCUUCAGGAUAUUGUGAGUGAUUCGAGCAUUGGUAACAGACUGCGCAUAAGAGCGGUGGUUCUUCUGGGAGAUCUUGCAGAGUUUCAGAUUUUAGAAAAUGCGGGUACAAAUAAGUAUCAGCUUCCCUUUUUUAGUAAUCACACUCUCUUGAAGUCUCUGGUUGAUAUCACAUCUGCUGCUGACCUUCAGCUACAGGAAAAGGCCCUAACAACGAUUAAGAAUCUUCUGCGACUCAAGACAACCAAAGCUCUGGUGUUUAAGGACUUUUGUGGGUUGGAUGCUGCAUUGGAGAGAAUGAGGCUGCGGCUGCAGAAUUUAUUGGUAGAGGAAUAUCACAGAGAUUAUGCGAUGGAUGUAGAAAGCCUCCGCAGUGAAGUGCAGCUAAUUUUCCAAAGAAAGCUGGAAAAGGAGACAGGGAUGACUGCAUGAUGUGAACUCGAUGAAAAGCACCAUAUAACACAAUUACAAAGAUGUACUACUGCUCAAUCACAGCCAUUUCUCAGCGACACUAAGCUGGACAGUGAUAGUUAAUGAAGAUUUAAAAGCAUCGAGCGUGUUGGAAAAAAUGAGAAUGCUCUGCAUUACACAUUUACGCAGAUCUGGUUUUGCUCGACUUAGACGCAUCUUUGUGCUCUUGUAAUUAGGUUAUGCUCGUCCAUGGAUCUGUAAACAUCUUGAUAUGAUCGUCCUUGUGGGUAAGGUUACCAUUUGCUUGUAGUCAUUGUCUGAUCCAUCAAAUUUUCACCCAUCAAAUUCACAGGCUACAUGCUCCGGUACAUGAAUGCUAAUUCACUAGCUCAGCCUUGAUUUAUGGGUUUGCUGAAUGGUUAGAUUUGUGUUUAGAUACUUCCUAGUUAUUGAAAUCAAACCUAUUAUGAAGUAGGUGGCGAGUUCUUAGUGACUGAGUCACUGAGACUUGUUUAAUUGGA
Messenger RNA from Argentina anserina (silverweed cinquefoil), 1683 nucleotides. RefSeq names its product hsp70 nucleotide exchange factor FES1. Gene Ontology annotation, cellular component: endoplasmic reticulum. The record is from RefSeq and is a predicted model, not a curated record. Lineage: Eukaryota; Viridiplantae; Streptophyta; Magnoliopsida; Rosales; Rosaceae. Gene Ontology annotation, molecular function: adenyl-nucleotide exchange factor activity. The transcript has 6 exons. The coding region runs from base 5 to 1183 and encodes 392 amino acids.